AAAUUGGUCAUUUUCUUUUAAGAAUGAAAUUCCAGAAGGCUUGUCUCUCUAGAAUUUCUUCUCUCUCAUUUCAAACUCUUAUUUUCCAGAUCCAAUACGCCGGGCCUUCGAAUCCUUUAUAAAUAUAUAGGCCCAAAAGUUUAGCCCGUUCCAUUUUCCCCUCCAAAUAAAUGGAAUUGAGAAAAUUACUGAAAAUGACACAAAAACGGAAAUAAGUAAAUAAAUAAUAGAAAUGACGCCAUCGAGCGAAUAGUAAAUCGUUACUUCCCUUUGAAGAUCAAAAGAUCAGAAUACAAAAUACCCAAAAUUUGGAGUUCGAUUUAAUCAGUUUUGGAUUUAGAAUUUCUGGGCAAAGAGAAAGAUAAAGUCGGGCAAAGAUUAUUCGAAUCGAAAGGUUUCAAAUUUUGGGUUUUCUUUGAUUUUGUCUUCCUGCAUUUGGCAAAAUGGUUUCCUUCGAGAUGAACGAUAUUAAAAAGAUUGGGCUGGGAUUGACGGGAUUCGGAGUUUUCUUCUCGUUUUUGGGGAUCAUCUUCUUCUUUGACAAGGGGUUAAUCGCAAUGGGAAACAUUCUCUUCGUCUCUGGGGUGACAUUGACUAUUGGAUUGAAGUCAUCUUUGCAAUUCUUCAUGAAACGGACUAACUAUAAGGGUACGGCUGCGUUCGGUGCUGGGUUUUUCUUUGUAAUCAUUGGGUGGCCCAUACUUGGAAUGAUUUUGGAGGCUUAUGGGUUUGUGGUGCUCUUCAGUGGUUUUUGGCCUACUCUGGCAGUUUUCAUGCAGAAGAUACCUAUUCUAGGAUGGGUGUUUCAGCAGCCAUAUAUCAGAUCGGUAAGUUUGAUUUGCCAACUAAAUAACGCCAGAAUUUGUGCCCAUGUAUCUGAUAUAUUACAAUUUGGUGAAUGAGAAUUGAAUGCAAUUUUGAGUCAAAUAUUUUGAAGGAGCUUCAGCAUAGUAGUGAGCCGUUGGUUUUUACUUUAAGUCACUGGUUAUAGUCUUAGGAACAGCCUCUGAUAGAAAUAUAAGGCAAGGCUGUGCUACAUUUAGGCUUCUGAGGGAUGAUCAUUUACCUGGUUGUUUGAUUGAUUUUAUUCACCAGGCUGCCAUUUUUGGGUUGAAUAUUUGUCUAUUUUAACAAUAGUAGGGAGUUCUUGUGACAUGGAACAUAGUAUCCGGGAGAAAAGGUAGCCCCGAAGAAAGGAAAACGGUUUGUUAAGUUUGCCAUUGUUAGCAGGAGCAGAAUCUUUUUUUAUGUGGUGUGUUUAAUUGCUUCAAGUUACCUUAUUUGAACUGCUCUCUGUUGAUUCACAGCCAUGGUGUCUGUUGCUUUGCUAAACUAAGAUAACAUGAUUAUCGGUAUUAAUUGGUUCUCUUUUGCAGUUCUUUGACCGUUAUCGUGGUAAGCGAGUUCCAGUUUAGUCCAAGUACCCGUAGGACAGGAUGAUGGCAGCUGUUGUUCAAUCUUCAAACGUUGUAAAUUUACUAGUGGAUCUGCAUUUCCCCGUGUCAAGAAUAUUAAAUCUCCAUAUUGUUUCUCAGUCGCACCUCACCCAGUACCACAACAAUUUCGGUUCUCUGAUUAGAUCACUAGAUAUACUACUAUGUUGAACGAAGGUUUUUUUUUCCCCCAUUUCCCUGCUUUAGAGUAGGCCAUUUAUACAAAAAAGGUUUUCGUGGCGCUUCCUUGGUAUAUGACCUUGAACAGUUCUCUUGGACCUUAGCUUGUAAAACUCUGCUGAAUUCUUUUAAUUCGUGUAGAUUUGUUUAGCUACUGUCAUACUAAGUAGGUAGCACAAUAGUUGUCCAUGAAACCAUAUGAGGACUUUGAACUGUAAUCCUUCCCCAGAAUUGAGUAGCACUAUUGCACAUUUGAAGUUUGCAUUUGUCUUUGGUAGCUUACAACUUAUAUAAACUCACUGAGAUGUAAUAGCAAAUUGGCAGAAUACCAACAUUAAAAUCUUAAAGCAGUCAAUCAGGAUUCCUUGCCUUGUUUCAAUUCCAUAAAUAUGUUUUAUUUUUGAAGGAUCUGAUAUCUUUGACAUUGACAAUUCACAA
This is a messenger RNA of Oldenlandia corymbosa var. corymbosa, 2051 nucleotides long. NCBI's taxonomy places the organism in Eukaryota, Viridiplantae, Streptophyta, Magnoliopsida, Gentianales, Rubiaceae. The record is from the annotation of a GenBank genome assembly.